UGCCGCCAUGGCGGUGCCCAGGCGCUAAGGGAGGCGCUCGGCGGCGCCGGGACACGGGUGACCAUGAAGGUGGUGAACCUGAAGCAGGCCAUCCUUCAGGCCUGGAAGGAGCGAUGGAGCGACUACCAAUGGGCCAUAAACAUGAAGCGGUUCUUCCCCCGCGGAGCUACCUGGGACAUCCUCAACCUGGCAGAGGCUCUCCUGGAACAGGCCAUGAUCGGGCCAUCCCCAAACCCACUCAUCUUGUCCUACUUGAAAUAUGCCAUCAGCUCCCAGAUGGUGUCCUAUUCCACGGUGCUGAGGGCCAUCAGCAAGUUCGAUGACUUCUCCCGGGAUCUGUGUGUCCAGUCGCUGCUGGAGAUCAUGGACAUGUUCUGUGACCGCCUCAGCUGCCACGGGAAGGCUGAGGAGUGCAUCAGCCUGUGCCGGGCGCUGCUGAGUGCCCUCACCUGGCUCCUGCGCUGCGCCGCCUUCUACGCCGAGAAGGUGAAGGAGCCCCUGGAGCAGGCGGCGGCCGAGAACCAGCUGAAGAUGUGCCUGGAGCGGCUGGAGAAGGUGCUCAGCAGCACCAAGAACCGCGCCCUGAUCCACAUCGCCAAGCUGGAGGAGACGUCCUCCUGGAGCACUGUGGAGCAGUCCCUCAUCAAGCUGGGGGAGAACCUGAACAACCUUGGCACGUCCCCGCUGCGGAGCCAGGCUGACGACUGCGUGUCCCUCAUCAAGAGCAUCCCCACCAUGCUCUCGGUCCACUCGGAGCAGCUGAACAAGACCGGGUUCCCCACCGUGCACGCCGUGGUGCUGCUGGAGGGGACCAUGAACCUCACAGGGGAGACUCAGCCGCUGGUGGAGCAGCUCAUGAUGGUGAAGAGGAUGCAGUGCAUCCCCUCCCCGCUCUUCGUGCUGGAGAUCUGGAAGGCCUGUUUUGUGGGCCUCAUCGAGUGCCCCGAGGGCACGGAGGAGCUCAAGUGGACAGCCUUCACCUUCCUGAAGAUGCCCCAAGUCCUGGUUAAACUCAAGAAGUAUCCCCAAGGGGACAGGGAUUUCACCGAGGAUGUGAACUGUGCCUUCGAGUUCCUGCUCAAGCUGACCCCUCUGCUUGACAAAGCCGACCAGCGCUGCAACUGCAACUGCAUAAGCCUGCUCCUGCAGGAGUGCAGCAAGCAGGGGCUGCUCUCCGAGGCCAACAAGACCAACCUGAUCGACAAACGGACAGCGGACAAGGAAAACUCUCCGUGCUUGAAAUCUGCCGAGAAUGCCAACAUCCAGCCAAACCCAGGGCUCAUCCUGAGGGCUGAGCCCACUGUCACCAACAUCCUGAAGACCAUGGAUGCAGAUCACUCCAAGUCCCCCGAGGGCUUGCUGGGGGUCCUGGGUCACAUGCUGUCUGGGAAGAGCCUGGACUUGCUGCUGGCAGCGGCAGCAGCCACGGGCAAGCUGAAAUCCUUUGCUCGGAAGUUUGUCAAGCUGAACGAAUUCACCAAGCAAAUCACCGGAGAAAUCUCCAAGAGCGGCUCAGUGCGAGCCCUGCUCUUCGACAUCUCCUUCCUCAUGUUGUGCCACGUGGCCCAGACCUACGGCUCAGAGGUGAUCCUGUCGGAUUCGAACCCUCCAGGCGAGGUGCCCUUCUUCGAGACCUGGAUGCUGACCUGCAUGCCCGAGGAGGGGAAGAUCCUCAACCCCGACCACCCCUGCUUCCGCCCGGAUUCCACCAAGGUGGAGUCCCUGGUCGCCCUCCUCAACAACUCCUCUGAGAUGAAGCUGGUGCAGAUGAAGUGGCACGAGGUGUGUCUGAGCAUCUCAGCUGCCAUCCUGGAGAUCCUCAAUGCCUGGGAGAACGGUGUCCUCACCUUUGAGUCCAUCCAGAAAAUCACGGACAACAUCAAGGGGAAGGUGUGCAGCAUGGCAGUGUGUGCCGUGGCCUGGCUGGUGGCCCACGUCCGCAUGCUGGGCCUGGACGAGCGGGAGAAGUCCCUGCAGAUGAUCCGGCAGCUCGCGACCCCCCUGUACGGGGAGAACACGCUCCAGUUCUACAACGAGCGCGUGGUGAUCAUGAGCUCCAUCCUGGAGCACAUGUGUGCCGACGUCCUGCAGCAAACGGCCACGCAGAUCAAGUUCCCUUCCACGGGCAUGGACACCAUUCCCUACUGGAAUCUCCUGCCCCCCAAGAAGCCCAUCAAGGAGGUGCUGACCAGCGUGUUCACCAAGGUGCUGGAGAAGGGCUGGGUCGACAGCCGCUCCAUCCACAUCUUCGACACCCUGCUGCACAUGGGGGGGGUCUACUGGUUCUGCAACAACCUGGUCAAGGUAUGGGGGGGCAGGAGGGACCCCCAGUGCCCAACCCUGCCCGUGCCCCCCUCCCUGGACAUGCAGCAGCUGACGCUGACGCUGCUGGGCCACAUCCUGCCCAACCUGCUGACGGACUCCUCCAAGUGGCACACCCUCAUGGACCCCCCCGGGAAGGCCCUGGCCAAGCUCUCUGUGUGGUGUGCCCUGAGCUCCUACUCCUCCCACAACAAGGGCCAGGCCUCGGCCCGGCAGAAGAAGCGGCACCGGGAGGACAUCGAGGAUUACAUCAGCCUGUUCCCGCUGGACGACACGCAGCCCUCCAAGCUCAUGCGCCUGCUGAGCUCCAACGAGGAGGAUUCCAACAUCCUCUCCAGCCCCAAUCGCUCCAUGAGCAGCUCACUCUCUGCUUCCCAGCUCCACACUGUCAGCAUGAGGGACCCGCUCAACCGCGUGCUGGCAAACCUCUUCCUGCUCAUCUCUUCCAUCCUGGGGGCCAAGACAGCUGGCACCCACACCCAGUUUGUCCAGUGGUUCAUGGAGGAGUGUGUGGAGUGCCUGGAGCAGGGCAGCCGUGGGAGCAUCCUCCAGUUCAUGCCCUUCACCAUGGUUUCGGAGCUGGUGAAGGUGUCCACCAUGUCCAGCCCCAAAAUCGUGCUGGCCAUCACCGACCUCAGCCUGCCCCUGGGCCGCCGCGUCGCUGCCAAGGCCAUUGCUGCGCUGUGAGGGGACAGUGCCUGCCCAGGGCACAUCCCUGAGCAUCCUGGGCACCUCCCUGCCAACCUGGAUGCCUGGGAUGGCUUCUGUCACUGCAGCUUGGCCUCGCCCCGCCCAUGGGCUGCUCCCUCAGUGCCCAGAGCCAUCCCUGUGCUGCCUCGUGAGGGCUUCGAGAAUGAGACGCCCCCAUGAUUUUUUCUAUUCUAUAAAUAAUUCAGUCCUUUUGUAGAACCA
Messenger RNA from Lepidothrix coronata (blue-crowned manakin), 3234 nucleotides. RefSeq names its product mediator complex subunit 24 (gene MED24). Gene Ontology annotation, cellular component: mediator complex. NCBI's taxonomy places the organism in Eukaryota, Metazoa, Chordata, Aves, Passeriformes, Pipridae. The coding region runs from base 64 to 3009 and encodes 981 amino acids. Gene Ontology annotation, molecular function: transcription coregulator activity. The transcript has 26 exons. The record is from RefSeq and is a predicted model, not a curated record.